Molecule: messenger RNA, 14955 nt
Organism: Trichomonas vaginalis G3
Lineage: Eukaryota; Parabasalia; Trichomonadida; Trichomonadidae
Exons: 1
Coding region: 1-14955 (4984 amino acids)
Source: RefSeq, a predicted model, not a curated record
AUGGAGGAAUUUUUCGAGUUUUAUACGAUUUCAGAUACAAAAGAUAAAAAGCCGAGGAAGUUUCGAUAUAGUUCUCUUUUUACAGGACGAGAACUGUUUUAUAUCGCAUGUUAUAACCUAAAAUUACCUCAGAAAAACAAAAGAAAACUAUACUAUUUCACAGAUAGUUUGAAACAACACGAGAUACUUCUCGACGAACCUUUAAACAAUCAAGAAAUUCGUAAAACUAAUUCGAUUUUUCUUCUGGAAGGAAAACCGCAAAAACUAAAUGAAUGCCCAGCAUACAAUGCAACAAGGAUUGAUUCUUUGCCACCUGCUUCACUUGAUUAUGCUUCCAAUGAAAUCUCAUCUAACAUUCAAAUCGCUAUCGACGAUAAAUAUGUUGAUUUUAAUAUUACAGAUUCAAAUGAAAGUAUUACAGUCUAUGAGGGCUUAACACCAAUGAAAACUUAUUUUCAAUAUGAUGAAAAUAAUUUGGAUCCUUGCCAAUAUUAUCUCAGCAUGACAUUCGCAAUGACAUUAGAAACAGCAAUCAAGCAUCUCGGAAUAAAUCCGAAUAUCGAAUACAGAAUUUUUAUCAAAUAUCCAGACGAAGAUCCAAAAUGUUUCAAAGAAAUUCAUCUGCUAGAGUUUUAUGAGGUUACGGAGAAAUGUACGAUUCACAUAUUCCCGAAAAAUUUACCAAUUACUAUCAGAUCCAUGUUUUCGAAAGAUUAUAGGCAAGAAAUAGAUUCGGCAGCUACUGUCGGCGAAAUUGUAGAAAAGAUUGCGCAGAAAUUAAAGAUCAACGUCUUUCACGAUUACACACUUCAAAUAACAGAUGAUCACGGUAACAAAGUAGCACUAAAUCUCAGGAAAACAAUACCAGCACAAACAAACAAUUUCAAUAUUUUCGUAUUUUACAGAAGAUUCUUCAUUUUUUCGCGAGAAGAUAUUGAUAAUCUUGAAAACGCGAUCUUUGCAAUCAAUGAAGUCCGAAAUUAUUUACAUACAAUGACAAUAUAUCCAUCUAUUGAUCAAAUUAUCAAUUUAUGCUAUUAUUCAAUUGAAGCAUUAAAUGGACCACUAGAACCAGCCUAUUUCCCACUUAAUCUUAACUAUCUUCUUCAAAAUGUCAAAGUUCCAGAAGAUAUCCACAAUUUGAUUGCCAAAAAGUACGCGAAUGCCAAACAUCCUGACAAAUUGAAUUCCGCGCGGUUAUUUCUGAGAGAAAUGCGGUUAGUUCCUGGAUUUGGCGCCUCAUUUUUCAGGGCAAUUUAUACAGAUCAAGAUGGCACACUUCAUCCUAGCAAAUGCAAUGUCAUUGUCAGUCCAAUCACUUUGUUAAUUGCUACAAAACAUUUAACGAAAACAACAAAACAAGAUGAUUGUUAUUCAUUGAUGUUGACAUACAGCCAAUUUAGAAUAACAAAUGUACACAGGAAAGAAGUAACUUUGGAAUGUCAAGAAUCAUAUGAAGUCCCACAAUACGAAAUAACUCUGAAGAUAUUGGAUAACAAGAUUGAUGAAUUUUUCGAAAUUGUUUCUGAAAACGCGAGAAUUAUCAAAAACAUUUUCGCAGAGAGACAAAGAAAGAGAGCUGCAGGAGAACUGAUUUCGUUCUCUGCUUCAUACGAUAGAGUUGAAUUGUACACUGUUUUAGAUGUAAAUGAUCCAAAUCCACAGAUCUUUAUCUACGACAGAUCAAUGACAGGUCAACAAUUAUGUGAAGCAGCCAUAAAGAACUUGAAACUCGACGUAAAACCAGAAAAUUACAGAGUUUUACUUUACAGAUCGAAAGAUUCAAAUGAAUGGUUUGAACCUGGCCAAUUAAUUGCUUCUUCUGAUCUAAAGAGUAGAAUGAAAAUCAUAGUAAGUCCGCUCUUCAUAUACGCUACAAUCCAUUUCUCAAAUAACCGCACUAAAACCAUUAAAAUGGAUUUAACACAAACAACAGGACAAAUUGUUGAAUUCAUUUUGUCAAAAAUUUAUCAUCCGAUUUACAACGGUUUCGGUUUGUACACUUUUAAAGACGAUAAAAUUGACAAACCGUUAUUUAAUAAGUUCUUUAUUCCUGCACAAGUUUACAAUGUCACUCAUUAUUUCUUUAUGAGAAGAGCAUUUGUUUUAUCUAAAGAAGACUUUAUUACUCGUGUCACAAGAGUUCAAACAUUAAGUGAUGCGAUGUAUUACUUGAAUACUCAGCCAACAUCAGUGACAAUGGAUCAAAUGUAUGAAUUGAUGAUUUUGUAUAACAUUGUCAUCGAUCCGAAACAAAACAGAUCAAUCAAUGACCAGUUAUUCAAGCUGAAACUUCCUUACGGAGUUCCUUUUUCUGAAGAAUUGAAACAAGAAUUUUUACAAAAAGUGGCAAGUUAUGAAAAAUUUGAUCCAAUUAAUGCUGCGAAAAGAUUCAUGAAGAUCACAAGGAAUAUCCAAGAUUUCGGUAUUAUUAAGUUUGUUUGUCAAUUCGAUACACACGGAGUUGCAGGCGAACAACCGAAUUUCAAGGAUAAAGAUAGAAUUGUUGGUGUUGCUCCACAAUAUCUUUAUUUGUACAAAUCAGAGACGAAAUACAAAAAGUUUUCAUGGUUUGAUAUCAAAUACAUCAAGGUCUACAACAACAAGGUGAUGAAAUUGAAUUACAUGCCGAAAGACAAACAAAACGAAGACAGAAUUGUUUAUAUAACAAGUCAAGUUCCUUCUGCUUUACAAACAUUUGAUAACUUCAGAGAAGAAUUCUUAGUAACUUUGAAAGAAAGAAAUAGAAUGAGAAAGGAAUAUUUAAAGUUGAUUCCUCUCCAAGAAGCACAAAGAAUACAAGGAACAUUCGUUGAAGCUGAUGGAAGAAAGGUUGGUCCGCAAGUUGAUAUGUAUGUUGGAACAAAUCCUGGUGUUGGAACUAACUUAGAUAAAACAUGGUUCGAAAUAACAAUGACUUAUCAAGAAGUUUACGAAAAGUGCCUUGAAAUUUUGACAAUUGAUCCAACAAAAAAGUAUUCAUUGUUGUUGUAUAUUAAUAGAGAAUCAUAUGUAUUUGAUGAACACAAUACAUUAGGUGAUUAUUCACCAGUUCGCGAGAGUUUCAUUUUCAUGGUUCCUCAACAGCAAAAAAUUACUUUUGUUUAUGAAGAUAAGAAACAGAAAAUCAUGACAAUGAUGCUCAGUGACAUGAAGACUCUUUGUUAUUUCAUUUGCGGAUGUUUCUCUAUAAUUGAUCCAGAAAACUUCUUCUUGUGGAUACCAAAUGACAGACAACGUCAAACAUUGGAUCCGAAUUUGAUUUUGAGCCAACAAACAUCAGGAAGAAUCGAAAUCCAUGCUGCAAGAUGCAAAUUCACCAUCCCUCCUGAUGGCAUGAAAUCUCUUUCUUACUUGAUGUCAUUGUACAGAUCAAUGAAGGACAUCGUCAUCACUUCUCCUUGUAUCAUUGUUGCCAUGCAAACAUUCACUGAUUUAACUGCUUUGAGUUUAGUUAUUGAAGACAUAAACAUAUCUAAAUUCGAAGAUUUAGGACCAUUCACGCCUAAAAACUAUCAGAUGAAGAAGACAGAAUUAAGAGAUGUAAGAAGUUUCGCACAUGUUUGCAAAGACAGACCGAAGCCAGAAUUGAUAUUGAUGUACAGAAAAUUGUGCAUGGACAUUCCAACAUUUUCAGCUGAAUUUGAUUUAAUCAACAUCGAAACUGAAGAUGGUUUUGUCGAAAGUUAUUGUGUCAUUCGAACAAUGAAACUCUUCAUUGUUUCAACGAAACCAACACUCCAAAUCACAUUCGAAAUUGAUAUCAGUUCAAUUGUUUCAACACCAAUUAUUAGACCAGAAAUAAGACACAACAGAAUGUCUUAUUUAUCAAUUAAUUAUGUUGAUACAAAUGGAGAACCGAAAUCAAUUUUGAUUCAAGGAUACGAUGCCAAGAAGAUCAUGAACAUUAUUGAUGCAAAGAAACAAGAACUCAAGAAGAAAACUAAGCUUUGGCUCGAACAAGAUCCAAAGAAUCCUCCAACAGUUGAAUUACAAACGAAGUAUUUCAUUGAAGGCGCAAGAAACUUAACUAAAACAGUUCAAGUUAAAUUACCUUUAACAAUAAAGAAAGCUGAAAUAAUUUCAAGAAUUGUUGAUGAAUGGAAAGCCAAUCCAAACACAAAAUACGAUGCACUUAUCUCUAUUGCUAUUAACAAAUACGAGAUAAUCAAUGAAUCACAGCAAUUGGCUUAUCAAAUCAUCAAUAAAAACGCUGAUAUUGUUGUAAUCCAAAAAUUCAUGGAUUGUAAAUUCACUGAUGAAUACAAUACAACGAAUAUCAUGACUUUGGAUAUAACAAAAAGAGUUGCAGACAUAAUUCCUACAGUAGCAAAUGCGUUUGGCAUCGAAUACUUCGUAGGAUUCAUGAUUUAUUCCAAUGGAUCAAUGCUGGAUCCUCAUCUUCCUUUAAUUCAACAAACAUUUGAUAUCGACAACCUCCAGUUCUUAAUGAAAAUUUUCCCGCCAUUUACAAAAUUUGACAGCAGUUUGGCACAUUCUGCCAAAGAGAUUUUUGAUAAUUACAAGCGUGUUUUACUCAACACGAAAUCAAUAAAUCUUCCUGAAGACAAACUCAUCAAAAUGGCUUUGUAUCAAUGGAAUGUCGAAGUCAAAAACAAUUUGGAAUAUGAUAAAAGACCAAGGAAAUUCGAACCUUUCUUACCAAUAGGAAACAAACCAGAUCCAAGGAAUUUGAUCAGUCUUUGCCAAGCAGUCAAAAAGAACAAAUACAUUGGACCAAUUGUAGCUGCAAACAACUACAUCAAUACAUGCAUCCAAGAACUAAACACUGGACAACACAGAUUCAAAAUGCAUGUUUUUGAACAACAAUCAAGUUCCGAAGUUAUGGUUUAUAUCAGUCCAAACGGUGUCUUGAUCAAACGAACAAAGACAAUUGUGAUGAAUUUCAAGUUCAAAGACAUCAGGAAAUGUUUGCUUUGCAGAAACAUUUUGUUCAUUGGCGUCAUGGAUGUAACAAAUAGGUUGUAUUCGGAUAUAACAUUGAAAUCUGAUAAAGCACAAACUGUUUAUGACAUUUUAUCAGUUUAUCUCAAAUACGUGUUGCCAAUUGUUGAACAAAGAGAAUAUUAUCAAGCGAAACAAUCAGAGUAUUUGAACAAAGAGUUUUCAAGUAACGCAAUUACAGCUUAUUUAUGCAAGAAAUUGGAAAAUCCUUAUUUGAUAAACCUGAAAAUCGAACCAGAUUCAAUUGCAGGUGAUUUGAUUGAAGUAGCAGCGAAUUUCUUAGAAAUUGGUAAUUUCAAGAAAUACAUGUUGUUUGCAAAAGCUCCUGAAGAAACACAAGUUUUGCCUGUUGACGCGAAAUUGAAGAUCCAAAUGACACAAGUCCAAAAUGAUUCGAUUUUAUUGUUAUUACCACGAGAAAGAGAAAUUUUGAUUCAUUGUCCUGUUUAUUCCGUCCGACCAUUUAAUGUUGAUAUACUUCAGAAUGUAUCAGAUGUUUGUUUCUACAUUAUGAAAGAGUUUAAUCUUGGUUUCGCUGAUGGCCACACAUUGAGAAUCAGAAAAGGAACGAAUUUCCUCAGUUUGGAUCCAAUGAAACAGAUUUACAACGAUUCUUUGUUCAUGAACGAUUAUUACUUGAUAAGACGUAAUUAUUACUUCUCAACAAUCACGUUUACAGAUAUUUUGACAUUGAAGAAUUUGCACAUUGAGCUCAAAACUCUUGCAGAAACAAACCAAAUUUAUAUUCCUGAAGAAAAGAGAAUUGAAAUUUUGGCAAUCACAGAUUACAUCACUAAGAAAGAAACUGAUCCAGAUUUCAAGAAUUACUUCAAGACGAACAUAAAAGAAAGACAAUUCACUCCUGAACAAGCUUUAGAGUUCAAGAAUGAUUUGUCAACAUUAAAAGCAAGAGGUGACAUUUCCAAAGCAAUCAUGAAACAUCUUUCCAUUUGUUGUGAGAUUCCUGGAUUCGGUACAGAGACUUAUUCAUGUUCUGUUGAUCAAACACAAGGAUACACAAUCUUUUCACCAUAUGAAAUCAUUGUUUAUUCACUUAAAAACGAAGAAAGAUUGUUGACACUCAAAACAAUUGAUCUUCAAGAAGUAACAAUUAAAGAUGAUCAACUAACACUCAAAUAUACUAAAACAGAAAAUUCAUCACUCAAGGAAUUCACAUUCAAUGUUGUUCAAUCAUUAGAAGCCUAUAGGUUCUUGAAGAACAUUAUUCAAGUAAAUCAAACUUCAUCGAUGUUUACAUCCAUUGAAAGUUUGCAAGAAUAUUUGUUGGAUAGUAUUGAUCCGAAUAAACCAAAGCCAAUAGAAAGGGAAGAAGAAGCAUCGAGCUCUUCAUUGCACUAUUCAUUAACUCCUACAACAGAGUUCAUGCCUGAUGUUGAAACAUCUGAAGAUGAACCACAAGAAGUCUAUGUUCCUGACAUGGUGAAAUUUGAAGAUAUUUCAACGACACAAUUCACUGAAAUCUCGUUAGACAUUGAUGAAGACACCAAGAAAGAAGUUGAACCAAAAGAAAUCGACUCUGAUCAAUGGUGGAGACUCAAUCCAGCAUCAUUAAACAUUUCAGGAAUGUUAGGUGGAUUCAGAAUGAUUUCGAAAUUUGUUAGUGUUUAUGUUGCUAACAGUAAUAUCUUGGAUUCACAGUUCAAGUCAUUCAUUGAGCAAACAUUCCUUGAUAUAUUAAUGAUUGAUAAAAGAGGAGAUGAUGAUUAUGCAACGAAAUACAAUGAAUUAAUCAAAAAUGUAAUUCAAAUCGAUUUUGUUCAAAAUGAAUUCAAAUCUAGUGAAAAAUGUGAAGAAUUGGAAAUCAUUUUCGACUCGAAGAUCAACUCAAUAAUGACAACAGAGAACAAUAAACCAAGCACUCUUCACGAUACAAAUGCAGAACUUGUCUACAAAGUUCUCAAUUUUGUCGAUAAAAUUGAGAAGUUUACAUUAUUCUUCUAUUAUCAAUUUUAUGACAUUGUAAUUACAGGCAGCAAUCCGAAUGGUAUUGUCCAUGGAUUACACAACGUCAACAACAUAUUGAUGGAAGGUUGCCAGCAGUUUUUGAGCAAUGGUGAAAUGAAUAUGAUUUCUCAAGCAGUUUUUGAAGCAAAUAAUUUAAUGAUGGCAGCAAAUUCAUUUUUAGAAGAAAUCAAAUCAGAGAUCAACAUCAUGGAACAGAGGAAAUUACUUGAAAGAAUGGGAAGAAACAUAUUCGAAAUCAAUACUUUGAUACAACACAUCAAUUCCAUAACAAUCGAAAAGAAUAUGUUUGAUAAUUUAAUGGCUGCAAGAGCAACGGUUUCUUCAAUUUUGACAACUUUACAAAACAGCACUGUUUCUUUGAGUUCCGAUGCUUUGGUAUUCACGAACUGUUUGAUCUUUGUCAUUAAGCAUAAUUUAGAUAAAGUCCAUAUUGAUGACGAUUUCACUGAAGCAGACAGGGAAAUUUAUUUGUCAAUGUUCUUGAAAAUCCGGAAAUAUAUUAAAUUCGGAAUUACCAAUUUCUAUGAAGAAGAAAAUGACAAUUUAACAUAUGAUUUAAUGACAUUAGAAAGUCAUUUGAUCAAUAUGUCCAUCGCAAACAUUUCUCCAAUGAACAUAAAUAACUUAAUCAUUCGAUUAAAUGAAUUAAGUUCAUUUAUGAUCACAAUAACAAAUAUUUGUCCACAACUUAAAAGCGACAAACAAUUUGAUCCAAUCAUGAACAUUAUUUACAGUUACAUGAAUGACUUGAGUCAAAGUGUUGCCAUAUUAGAAGACUUCAUCUUCGAUUCACAAACAAUUCUUUUAAUUCAAAACAUGGCAAAACAAAUUUCUUUGAACAUGUCAGAUAUUAUUUUGAUGUUACAAAGUUAUAAUUUGCCACAAGGAAUUACUUAUCAUGUGUAUUUGCUGACGGAAAACAUACAACAGAACUUGCAGAAGUUAUGUUGCUCCGAAGAGUUCUUCUACGAUGAAAACGAAUUCCCACAAGUCAGAGAGUUUUUGUUGUUGAAACAUUAUUUGUUUGAAUUGUUGCAAAAUUUGAAUUACGAAAUCACAGUGUCAAAUUUGCAAAAUCUGAUAGAUAUUUAUAAUGUUAUGAAGAACUACCAUGCACAAUCAUUCUACAUAAGGAACACAUUGAUCUCCAACUUUUAUAAUGUAGAUCCUCUUAAUAAUUUCAUGAAUGACAUCAAGAAUGUUUUGAUAAACUUGAACAAAGAAAUUUCUCAUGUAAAUGUUAAAGAAGUAAUGAAGGAAAACAUAAGACAGAUGCUAUUAGCCAUUGAAAGGUUCUUUAACAUGAAUCUAAGAUUCAAACCUCGUCAAUUGAGGAAUCCGCCUGUUCCUGAACAAAUCAAUCGUGCUGUUUCCAAUUUGGAUUCGAUUAAUUCCAAAUUGAAAGAAGACAUGAGUUCCAGUGAUAUAUCAACAAUGUUGAUUAACAUUUCUACAUUGGAUAGUGAAAUAUCAUUCUUCAAUGAUAUGAAAUCACAAUUAUCUGACCAAUUAAACCAUCCUUCCCUUAAUUUCUACCACAUGAUUGACAAAAUCAUCAGUAGAAUUGAAUCCAUUCCUGCAAAGAUUAUUUCUACAACUUAUAGAGCAUCUCAUGAACAGUUCUUCUCGCAGAUCAAACAUGAAUUCCAAGGAAUUGUUUUGAUGUGCAAGUCAUCAAAUGAAUCAACGAAAACAUUCAUUAAAUCUUUCAUUGAUUCUCUUCCGAAAAUCACGAAAAUACCAAACCUGGAAGAAAUCAAGAAGAUGAAAGAUGUUUUGCAGUUGAUGCUGAAUGAAAAGGAAUUAAGUUAUCCAAUGAUGAGUUUACAAAGAUCUUAUUUACAAGGAAUCAAGAAUCUUCUUGAAAAAUCAGCAGAAAAAAAAGAGAAUUUCUCAAUUAUCACAGAUAUUCAAGAUGGAAUACACUUGAUUAACAGCAUUGUUACAUCAAUUGAUCAUAUCCCUUCAAUCAGAGACUAUUUGUAUGAAUACUGCAACCCAGUAACAUUAGAAUCAGUCACUUCCAAAUCAUUUGACAUCAUUUUGUCACAGAUACAAAGUUUGCCAUUAAUCAUUGAAAACAUCACUUCUACUGGCAACAUUUUGUUCUAUCCAUACAUGAGUUCUUUGAUACAAGAGAUAACAAAGAAAGUCAAUAAGUUCAAGCAAGAAUUGACGAAGAAUAACUUGAGAGCAUUUAUUGACAACUUUAAUUCCAUUGUUGAAAAUCUUGAUAAUCUGGAACUUUAUUUCUGUUUACACAAGAAUCCAAAUAUCUCUAAUUUCUUAUACGUAUUAAUAAUGAACUUACAAUUGUACCUCAAGUACCAGGAGCAGCCACACAUUGAUUCCCUUAAUUUAUGUAAUUUCCAUGAUGAUAUCAAACAUUUAUAUGAUUUGGUCAACGAAAUUGGCGAAGAAGAAGAUAAGAACAUGUUCUUAAAGGAUUUACGUUCAUUGUUACAAGAAAAUGAUCCACAAAUUGCUCAAAACAACUCAAUUUCUUUCGCAAAGUUCGCAUUAGAAAAAGUGGCAGACAAAAGUUUGUCAAUUUUGACACAUAAACUUGCUUAUCAUAUGAUAAAUAAAUUACAACUUUACGUGGCAGAUUUCUCAUGUGAUAUUAUUCCUAAAUUCAUUUUACAAGAUGAAGUUUAUAUCAGUGAAACAAUCAACAUCUUGUUAUUGGAAGAUUGCAACUACGAAAGAGUUUUAGAAGUCAUUGACGAGAACAAAAACAUUUGGCCAAUUUCAAUUUGUGAUGAUUUAUAUUUACUUGGUGGUUAUAUCGAUGAAAGUAUUCCUUCUAUAAUCAGAAAUGGCAUAAUUCUUAGAGCUCUUGCAAUGUUAUCUCCUUCACAAGAUAUCAUUACAAACUUAAGAAUUUUAAUCAAUAAAUUCAUAAGAAUUUGUUUGAAACUGAUGCCAUUCAGAACUGAAUUAUAUUUGGAUUUGUUGGAUAAUUUCAUUUCAUUCGAAACUUCAAAUUAUAUCUUUGGAAUUAUUGUGGAAGCAAACUGCAAGAUUUCUUAUAAUCCAAUACCAAACUACGACCAAUCUAACAUAAUCUUUGGAUUGUACCAAAUCAUCGCUUGUUACACUGAUGUUUUCUAUUGCAUGAUGAUGAAAUUUGUCAAUUUCAUUGAAAAUUAUAAAGAAAAAGUGCCAAGAUUGAAAGAAUUCAUUCAAAAAGUAACAAAUCCAUUGUUAUUUGGUCUGAAGGUGAUAGAAGUUCACCCAGAAGAAUUAUUCAAAUUGAGCAAUUUCUUGAAUGAAUACAUACUUAAUUUCCAUGACAAUUUGUUAUCAUUUACAACAGAAUUCGAAAGAAGUCAAAUAACAACAAUUUUGGAAGAUUUGAAAUUGUGUCAAUGCUUUGUUGAUCAUGUUUCCCAAGUCAUGAACAACACAAAGAUUUAUCCAAUUGUUAUGACUGUUUUGUCUCCUUUGACAGUUAUUGCAAACAAAUUAAAUGACAAUAAUUGUAAAGUUGUCAAAUUAAUUAUUAAGUCCAUGUUGAACUUUGUGAAUUACGAAAUCGAAAACAACAAUAACAAAGGAUUUGUUAAGAUAAUGAGAGAGAUAAACAACGAAUUCGCUAAAUUAACUCCAGGAAACACUUCGCAAUUCAUCAAAUCCAUUGAAAAGAUUGUUAAUCUCUCAAGUAAAGAGAAAGUUGAACUCCAGGAAUAUUUGGAAACAUGUUCAAUCAACUUCAAACAGAAAGAUACAGAAAACAAAUUCGGAAACUUGAUUGCAACAAUCAAGAACUUGAAACCAUACGAGAACUUGAAUGUUCCUAAAGAUUUCCCUGUUCCUGAAAGACUAUUUAAGUCAAUCAGAGCUAUCAAAACUUACGAAGAUAAUGAUACAAUUGAUACAACAGUUAUUUCUUCUAUCGUCAUGAAACGGUUUUUGAAAUACGGUCAAAAUAUUUUGUAUAGUUUACAAUCGGUUAUGUGUCAAUUUAUAUUAGCACAGAUAAGACCGGAAUCAUUCAUUUCCAAUGUUGACAUGGUUCAGUUCCAGCAGAUACAAGAGAACAAGUCAGUUAAAACAUAUGUUUCGAUGAUGGACAAAGUGAACAAUUUACAAAACAUUCAAGAAUUCAAUUCUUUGAUCAAAUCAUUGACAAGAGAAGAAGCUAUUUACUUGCACUUGAUAUUAAGACAACAGGCGACGAUGGAACAUAAUAUUGUAUUCGAUAUCAAUGAUCAGAUCGAUGAAUUGACAAAGAAAUGUCCUCAAAAAUAUUCUCUUAAAGAAUUUGUAAAUCACAACAAAAAAGUGACAAAUUAUUCCAAGUUGUUGCUGGAAUUCUUGACAAAUACUAAUGAAAUAAUCUGUCUGAUUGCUAUGUAUUACUUCUUACAGUCCAAUUUUGCUACUAUCAAGAAAUCCGAGCCAAUCGAUUCUUUGAUUGCAGAAAAAAUUGACAUUUCGAACACAAUUUUGGGAAUUUUCCAUUUGAUGCCUUUCCCAACUAUUUUUGUUUCUUCCAUCAUAUCAUUGGAUGAGCAGACUGUUCCUAAAGUUCUUUCAUUCAUCACUAAAUCAUUAGUUUUGAUUGGAACUAAAGGAAACAACGACAAACAAGUGAAAGAUGUUUUCCAAAAAGUAAUUUACAAAGAACAACUUGAUGAAAACUUGACAAACGACCAUUUGAAGAAUAUCAUUAAUUUGAUCAACUCAAACUUCACUACGUAUUCUGUUCUUCAAGAGUUAUUGUCAAUGGCAGCAAUGAUUCUUCAAAAUCAACAAUUUACAAACGCUAGACCUGACAACACUCAAAUUCCAUAUGGAAUUCCAAUUCUCCAAGAAGCAUUGAAGACAAAAGAAUACUCCAAAGUAUUGUUCCAGCCUCCUAAAGUCAAACAAUCCCUUUUGUUCGCGAUCUACAACAUGUUUGAUACCAUUUACAGCAACCAGAUACAAACAACAUUUAAUUUAGGUUUUGUUUGUCCAAAUCCAACAGAAUUCACAGACAAAUUCAGAUCAAUGAGGAACUACAAUGUUCUACAGAAGACUCUGAAGAAGUUCACUACACAGUUCACUGAAUAUGCUGUUGUAUCAAGAGAUUGCACCAGAAUCAACAAAUUCAUUCCAGAACUGAUGAAAGCGAAACAAGUUUGCAUCAAAGCAACUCCAUUUGGCGAAAUUGAUAAGAGACAAGCUUACGAUGAAGACUUUGAGAUCUCCAAUCAAAAUGAGCAAGUAUUAAAUGGAUAUUUGAAGUACUUGUAUGCAGGAAUGUUUUCAGAAGAUUUCAUCAAAGAGUUUUGCAAAUACCAGCAAUUUUUCAUCAGAAUUAUUUUGUCAUUCAUGGAUGGAAGAGAAACAACAUUCAAAUCCAGUGAUGACGUAAUGAGUUUGAUGAAGUUAAUCAAAGGACAAAAGAUUCAGAACCAAACUAAAAAAACAAUCAGAAAAUUCAUGUUGGAAAGACUCAAUAAAUACACACAAGGAGAUACAUUAGUUAUUAGAAACCCGUUGCCGAUCGAUCAAAUGAAAGUUUUCAUGAAAAUCCAAGCAAAUUCAUUUGAUACAACUCCUGAAGAUUUUUAUCCAGAACAAGUUUUGUUAGAGCAUCUUUGCAAUCUAUCAAUGGACAUCCAGCCAACACAAGCUUCUAGUUAUGAACAGUACUUGAAUGUCUUGAAAUCAACACAAACAGAAAUGAUGCAAGAAGCGGAAAUUACUGAUUUCCCAUUGGAUCAAAAAGGUAUCGAAAAUGAACUGAAAAUUAUUGAAGAUAAUAAAAGAAUUGUCAUGUUGAAAGAAGAACUAUUCUUAGUUUAUCCGGAAGUUUCUCAAAGACGACAUCAAACAGAUAUGGUCAAUCUUUCAUUCCUCGAUAUCUUCAUCGCUGUAGAAAACCUGUUCAUGAUAAUGACAAGUCAAACAGAAGCACAAACAGCAACUUUCAUUUCCAAAUUGUCUAAUUACGAAAGUUCCAUAAUUUUCAUGAUUUUGAAGUUGAUUUUCAAUUAUCCACUUCAAAAGACUAAUUCUAUUCUCAAGAAAACGAUCAAAGUUGAUGGUUUCGAACACACUUUAUGUUCAUUGAUGACUAAGACAGAUGAAAUCAUCCAAAUCAUGGAAAGAUUUUCAAAAGAUGUUGAAGAAAUUGCUCCAUUGUCAUUAUGUGUUCCUCAAACAACUAAACCUGCUUUAGUUGAAAAGAUCUCUUCCGAUAUUAUCCUUGUAAUAGAAGAGAUAAUUCAAUCAAGAGGUCCUGCUUCUUUAGAUCUUCUUUACAAAUUAUGCAUCAAAACUUCCCAAAUUUUGCCAUUAUUUGUUGAUGACGACAGAUUCAACAUCCAGCAGCUUGUUGACAGCAUCAGAGAGGUUGCACAGUAUUCUAUCAAUACUCCACACUUGAGUGAGAACAAGAUGAACAAACAGUUCAAAUCAGCCAUUGCUUCUCUUUACAUAAAUUUAGUUGUUUUCUGCACAAAUGUCAACAGAACUAAAUAUUACGAAAUGUUCAUCAAAUCAAUUGACACAUAUUCCCUUGAGUUGUUGUUCAUCUCUUUGAACCACAUACAGAAUGAUAUCCAUGACAGCAUGAUAUUACCUUUGAUUUCAAAGAUAAACGACAAAUUCAUUUAUAAUUUGAAAUUAACUGAAGAUGAUUUCAGCGAAUUUUCCGUUCUCACUAAACAAAUUCGCCGGUUGUUAUCAAACCAAAUUGUCAAUGUUUUCGAGUUUUAUCCAAAUCCACAGAAUUUCGCAGAUCCAUUUUUGGAUUUCGAUCCAAGCGAUGCGGAUUCUUUGAUGAGAGUUUGCGCAGUUUCUUUGAAACUUUGUUCAUCGAAUGUUCCUUCAAUCGCAACAUUAAAGGACACAAUACAAUUAGUUGCUGUUCUUUUGUUCUCGAAAGGAUCAGAUUUUGCUGAUUUCUCCAUGAAAAUUGUUAAUACCAUCAAAAACAAUUUGGAACAAUUCUUCACUCCAAUGGGAUUAUUCAAUGAAACAGCUGAAUUAAAACUACUGAAGAGUGUUUCAAACACAAUGUUGUUCUGUUUGCUUUCAUUGGCAAACGAUAACUCAACCUCGGAAUCAGUUCUUAAACGAGAAAGAAUUUCACAAGCUCUUGGAAAUUACGAUGAAUCAUUCAAAGUUUGUGCAAAUGCUUUGGAUAACGACAGUUCACAGUUGUUUAAGAACUCAAUUGCAAACAUGAAGAGAUGUUAUUCGAUCAACAAAAACACUGAAAAUGUUUGGAUUAAUUUGCUAUCAAUUUAUGAAAAAAUUAUUUCAAACAAGACAUUUUCUUUCAUUGAAAACGUGAAAGAUGUGAAGCCAAACAUCAAAGAUAUUGCUUCUAUUCAGCAGAAUCUUCAAGAUAUGAUCGAAUCCGUGAUUUCUAUUCUUAAUUCAACGAAUGAACAGCUUUACAACGCGUUCAAACAAAUUGAUGAGUAUAUCGUGAAUUACUCAUCAAUUUUGUACCAAUCCAGUUUGUUUAUCUUGAAUAUGAGCUCGAGAAUAAGAUUAUUGGCAUUAAUUACUUCAAUUAUUUCCCAAUAUGAAUCAAUUCUACUCAGAAUUGGCUCGAAAUCGAAGAUAACAAUCAAUGAAUUCCUUCCUUUGUCUGAUACAAUAUUGAACGCUUUAAUGAUUGUUCAAAACGACAAAGAGAAUGCAGAGAUUGACGAAGAAGUCAAGAAAGUUUUGAUCAGGUUGCACUUUGAAGAAAAAGAAUGUUUCACCGAUGAAGACGUCAAAACAUUCAUGUUGAUCGACAUUUUAAGAGAAAUCGAAGAAGAUAUUCUCAAACAGAAGUUGGCACCAGAAGAAGUCAACAAAAUACUUGAUCAAUACGACAAUUAUUCCUUCAAAUAUCAAAAGAUAAAUACAUUGGUCGAUCUUCUCAAAUCAAAAGGAAUUCAUGACCAGGAUCAGAGAUUGAAAGAAACAAAGUUCGUCAAACACUUCUUACAAGGAACUCCAACGUCUGUAAGAUUGAUUUAUGAGAAAUUGGUUUUCCAGUUAUUAUAA